Messenger RNA from Vigna angularis (adzuki bean), 2094 nucleotides. RefSeq names its product amine oxidase [copper-containing] alpha 2, peroxisomal. Gene Ontology annotation, molecular function: primary methylamine oxidase activity; copper ion binding; quinone binding. The coding region runs from base 26 to 1990 and encodes 654 amino acids. NCBI's taxonomy places the organism in Eukaryota, Viridiplantae, Streptophyta, Magnoliopsida, Fabales, Fabaceae. Gene Ontology annotation, biological process: amine metabolic process. The record is from RefSeq and is a predicted model, not a curated record. The transcript has 5 exons.
CCUAGAGUUUGAUCACAAUAUAACAAUGGAUGCAACCAUGAAGGUGACAUUGUUAUCAAUUGUGGUGCUAUUUUGGAGCUUUGCAGAAUGCAGUGAUCCUCUCGGAUUUGACCCUCUUACCCCUUCUGAGAUCAGCCGUGUUCAAACCAUAGUCCAAAAGGAAUACCCAACCAAUCACAAACCCACUUUCAACUACGUAGGUUUGGAAGAACCCGACAAGGUCAAAAUCCUUUCAUGGCAAUCCUCAAACCCCAAAGCUAAACCCAAACCAUCUUCUCCACCACCUCGUCGAGCCUUUGUCAUAGUGAGGUCCCAAAAGCAGUCCCACGAAAUCAUAGUGGACUUGUCCAAACGUUCCAUCGUCUCAACCAAAGUCUACCAAGGAAAUGGCUACCCUACACUGACCUUAGGCGAAAUAGAGGAGGCAACACAGUUACCACUAAGUUACGAACCGUUUAAGAAGUCUCUGAGGAAGAGAGGUCUCCAUGACUUGUCUCAGGUGCAGUGUAUUGCCUUUACUUUGGGGUGGUUUGGAGAAGCCAAGACCAGUAGGAUUGUGAAGAUUAAGUGCCAUUACAGAAAUGGGACUGUUAAUUUCCAUGCGAGGCCCGUGGAAGGGGUGGAAAUGUUCGUUGACUUUGACGAUAUGAAAAUUGUAGGUUAUAAUGAUCGAUAUGUGGUUGCACUGCCAAAGGCAGAGGGCACUGAGUACAGAGCCUCCAAGCUGAAACCACCCUCUGCUCCAAAGCCCAAACAAGAUCAUGGACCUGGAUUCACCAUUGAUGGUCACUCUGUAAGUUGGGGCCGUUGGAAUUUUCAUGUAGGAUAUGAUAGUCGGGCUGGCCCAAUAAUUUCUCUAGCAUCGUAUUAUGAUGUCCAAAAGCAAAAACAUCGUCCAGUACUAUACAAAGGAUUCGUAUCAGAGUUGUUUGUGCCAUACCAAGACCCAACUGAGGAAUGGUAUUACAAGACAUUCUUUGACUCUGGCGAAUACGGCCUUGGACAGUUUAUGUCUUCAUUGCAACCUUUCAUCGAUUGCCCUUCCGAUGCGUCAUUCAUAGAUGCAUACUAUGCCAGUUCAGAUGGAACCCCUGUAGAGAUACCCAAUGCCUUCUGCAUAUUUGAAAAAGAUGCUGGUGACAUAAUGUGGCGUCACACAGAGGCUGCAAUCCCAAAUGAACUGAUAACGGAGACUAGGUCAGACAAAACCUUAGUGGUGAGAACAGUUUCAACUUUGGCCAACUACGACUAUAUCACUGAUUGGGAAUUUACGCCAAGUGGCAGCAUAAAAGCUGUGGUUGGACUUACUGGGAUAUUAGCACUUAAAGCAACGAAUUAUACCGACACAGAGGAAAUAAAAAAGGAUAUAUACGGCACAUUGGUAGCAGAUAAUACCAUUGGUGUUAACCAUGAUCACUUCUUGACGUAUUCUCUGGACAUGGACGUUGAUGGUGUAGCCAACUCCUUUGUGAAGUCCAAUUUCGAGACAGUGAGAGUGAAAGAUCGUAACAUACCAAGAAAAAGUUAUUGGACAGUUGUAAGUGAAACGGCCAAAACAGAGGCUGAUGCGAGAAUCAAGCUGGGUUUAAAGCCUUCAGAAUUACUUGUGGUAAAUCCAAAUAAAAAGACGAAACAAGGAAAUAAAAUCGGGUAUCGCUUGCUUCCUGGCCCAAUGGCACAGCCACUAUUGGUCGGUGAUGAUUUCCCACAAAUUAGAGGUGCUUUCACCAAUUAUGAUGUUUGGGUGACACCGUACAACAAAUCUGAGAAAUGGGUAGCAGGGUUAUAUGUUGAUCGUAGUCGAGGUGAUGAUACUUUGGCUGUUUGGAGUCAAAGGAAUAGGAAUAUUGAGAACAGAGACAUAGUGUUGUGGUACACAAUGGGAUUUCGUCACGUUCCUCGCCAAGAAGACUUUCCAGUUAUGCCAAAUUUGAGUGGUUACUUUGAGAUGAGACCAACCAAUUUCUUCGAGAGCAAUCCGGUCCUCUAAGCAAAAUAAUACCACCCUGCUCAUUUUCCUUACUGCACUUUUUAACAUUAGCUCCUCUGCAUUUUACUCAAAUCACUGAAUAAAAUGGUACUGUUUUUUUAAAA